Molecule: messenger RNA, 651 nt
Organism: Trypanosoma conorhini
Lineage: Eukaryota; Euglenozoa; Kinetoplastea; Trypanosomatida; Trypanosomatidae
Exons: 1
Coding region: 1-651 (216 amino acids)
Source: RefSeq, a predicted model, not a curated record
AUGCGGGAGAGAACCGUCCGCAGCAGCUGCGUGGUAGCGAAGCCCAUCAGCGCCAGCGGCGUCCGUUGCGUGGCUUUGGGCAGGGCGGCGAGGAACUCCCGGGCGGUCGCCGACGUCGAGUUCGCGUCGUCCCAGUGCGGCAGUCUCGUCGCAAACACAACGCGGUCGGCGCCACCUGCACCGCCACCGAACGCGGCAACGAAGUCGGCGUGCAGCAGCGCAAACUCGGAGAACGCGACAAACACGCGCACGCCGUCGUGCGACGCCACGUGCCGCGCCACCGCAGCGAUGUCGCCGGCCGCAAGGCCCGCCACGAACACGUCGCCCGCCUCCGGCAGGUGCCCCGCCAGCGCGUCGCCGCCGGCCAGCAGCGUCGCGGACCGCAGCGACCCGCCAAACGUCACCAGCGACCGCCGCAGCACCUCCGCCACCGCCGCCGCCUCCUCGCCGCGGAUCACCGCGUGCGCCGCGCGGAAACCCGCGUCUCGGAGGUACUCCGCCAGCACGAAGAACUGCUGCUCCAGCGUCGGCGACACGUGGAUCACGUGCCGGCGGAACCUGUUCAGCCGCGGCUCGAGCUGCAGCGGGUCGAUGAAGGCCACACCCUCCACGCCCAGCACCGCCUCCGUCACAACACCCACAACCCCAUGA